CACAGUCACACACAUACCGCAUGCACACACCACCACCCCUGCCGCCACUGCCUCCACUCACACACACACACGUACACACACACUCAGACACAGUGACGGCUGCCAGGCUCAGUGGGAAGCAAGCCGUCAGGGAGAGAGCUUGAGAAGAAAGAGAGGGAUCGCCGAGGGGAAGAGAAGAAAAGAGAAGAGAGUUGGAGGGGCACCUUGUGGAUCUGAAGGGAUUUUCCUCUGUGUGAGUGCACGUUUGGAUAAGGCUGUCUGCUUCUUCUUCAGCAAGAAGAGUUUACCAAGGCUUUUUCUUUUUGCUCAUCUUCCACGCCAGGCUCCAGCGAUAUCUACCUAUCUAUCCCCGGAGCUUAACAAAAGAGGGAGGGAGUGAGAAAAAAAAAAAAGCAGUCACAGCUUCAGCUCCAGACCACCCUUUCUCCUCCUCCUCCUCCUCUUCCUCCUCCUCCUGUUCUCUCCCCAGCUCCACAUCCAUGUGUGAGUUCAUCGCUGAUUUCACUGUCUUUUGAGGAUAGAGCAGAGGACAGCGUGUGUUCUCCAGGAUACAGCUGGGCUCUCAUUGGGAUCAGAGUCUCGUCUGGUGUGGGAGAGAGUGGAAAAGGGGAGACGGGGAAACGGAUACACAGGAAGAGAGAAAGGGCUAUAGAGAGACUCUGGAAAGCAAAUUUAGGGGCAUGUUCAGGGCAGCAGAAAAGAAGAGUGAGUCUAAUUUCUAGAGCGGAGAGCGCAAACAACCGGCAAGCGAAACCCAACCAUUUAUCCCCUCUCCUCCUCCUCCUCCCUCUUCUUUUACCCACUCAGCGUCCUCCUCUUCAGUUCCAUCUAUUGUUUCCUGUAUUGCUACUAUCCUUCCACAUCUUCCUCUCCUCACCCCACACCUCUGUCUUCCCCAACCUCUCUCUGCUGCUACUUCGGCAUCUCUCUUUCUAGACCCAGGAGAAGGCAGGCUUUGUGAGGACAAGUAGACAGACUGAAAUCCCACGUAGUAUCUGUCCUACUGUCCGUCCCUUCUGUGCAUUUAACACCUUCACCUGCGAGAGGAGAGCUUUCUCUCUGCAUCUUCUACUUUUGGAAAAAGCCCUCUGAAGGAUCCAAGCCAGCAGCUGGAAGUGAUUGCGCCCCACCUGUGAGCUUCUACCUCCAGCUUUCAGGACUCUUCAGUUGGAUUCCAGCUACAUGGGAAAACGUUUGGAGCAGCAGCCAAUGUACCCCCACUACACCUACUACUACCCCCACUAUUUCCAGACGAAGCAGUCAUAUGCUCCUCCCCCUCCACCCAUGGCUCCACCCAGCCCCAGCACUACAGGAGGAGGAGGUGGAGGUGGAGGUCAAGGAGGAGGGUUAGUGGAGCAACUCAGUAAGACCAACCUGUAUAUAAGAGGCCUGCCACCUGCUACCACUGACCAGGACCUCAUCAAACUCUGCCAGCCAUAUGGGAAGAUUGUGUCAACAAAGGCCAUCUUGGACAAAAACACCAAUCAGUGCAAAGGCUACGGCUUUGUAGACUUUGACAGCCCUGCAGCAGCCCAGAAGGCCGUGGCCUCGCUCAAAGCCAGUGGAGUCCAGGCACAGAUGGCGAAGCAACAGGAACAGGACCCCACAAACCUUUACAUAUCCAACCUGCCAGUGUCAAUGGAUGAGCAGGAGCUGGAGAACAUGCUAAAGCCCUUUGGUCAUGUCAUUUCCACACGGAUACUGAGGGACGCCAAUGGCCUGAGUAGAGGAGUCGGCUUUGCCAGGAUGGAGUCAACAGAGAAGUGCGAUGUAGUGAUUCAAAAUUUCAAUGGGAAAUUUUUGAAAACCCCUCCAGGCAUGACGGCUCCUGCAGAGCCUUUACUGUGCAAGUUUGCUGAUGGAGGCCAGAAGAAAAGGCAGACCCAGGUCAAAUAUCCUCAGAAUGGUCGACCAUGGACACGAGAAGGAGAGAGUGGUAUGGCACUAACGUAUGAUCCCACAGCGAUGCAGAAUGGGUUCUACUCUUCGCCGUACAGCAUCUCCACCAAUCGGAUGAUUGCUCAGACAUCAAUCACACCCUUCAUCGCUGCCUCUCCUGUCUCCACAUAUCAGGUCCAGAGUACCUCUUGGAUGCCUCAUCAACAGUAUGUUAUGCAACCUACAGGUGCUGUGAUCACCCCAGCCGCAUCCAUUGAGCCCAGUUUGUCUCUUCACCCCUCCAGUGUAAUGGCUCCUCUCACCCAGCAGAUGAACCACCUCUCUCUGGGCCCCACAGGCGCCUACAUGUCUGCUGCAGCGGCUGCUCCUAUGCAAGGAACCUACAUUCCCCAGUACACUGCAGUGCCUGCCUCUGCCAUCACAGUGGAUGGUGUGGUGACAGAUCCAUCUCCACAGACAACUGCCCCCUCCUCACAGGAUGCCAGCGGGCAGCAGCCUUUACCAGUGGAGAGUACAGGAGAUCAUGCUACAGCCUACUCCUACCAGCAGACUAAAUAACGAGAUUGGCAGGACUCAUUGCUGCAUUGCCUUUAGAAGGACUGCACGAUGAAGCGCUGGGGACACAGUGAGGAUCGAAAUUAGAGGACGACAAAAAAAAAAAAAAAAAAAAAGAAACUACAGAAGUGAAAUGGACAACACAGAGAGGAGAAUGCUUCCACUGUGCACAGGCCACAAAUAAAAGACUAAAUGAGGAAAAAAAUCAAUUAUCCUUCAUUCCUGGUUGGACCCAGAAAAAGACAAAUAAAAAAAAAUAGUUUGCUGAACUAGAGGUGGAUGAAAUCAAUUGCAGUCCUCAACCAUGAUUUGAUCAUUUUUCACCUUGAGACUGGAUUUUGCCUCCAAAGGAAACACAAAGGAUGAGACUGAAAUCAAAACUCAACCAACUGUACAGAAAAAAAAAGGACAUUUGAAUGUGCAGGUAGAUUUUCAGACUUUUUUUAUUAAAAAAGAGAAAAGAAGAAGGAAGCUAAGUCUAGGAGAUAUUGGGCUGUCUUCCUUUGAUAUCAAGCUACAUUAUUUUCAUUCUUUUUAUUUGAGUAGUUUUCUAGAAUAUCAGUGUUUUCGUAAAUCUUUAUGGCCUUAAUUUUCUCAAACUUUGGGGAAAAAAAGUUCCAAAGUGUUGGGUUCUUUAGACAAAAAAAGAAGACUAUAUGGUUGAAUGAUUUAAGAUGUUCUUGGGUUUUCUGAGGGCCUCAGAGAUGAAAUCUACAAAGCUAUCUGUACAGGAUUUCAACACAUAGUAUGUAUUUGUAAGAAGAUGAUUUUGAAUUAUGUGGUGCAGUGCAGGUGGUGUCGGUUGAUUAGAUGAAAAAAUCUUUAAUGUGACUUGUGGGGAAGGAUCAAGCCACUGCUUCCUGGAAAAUGCAGUUUGAUUUAUUUGUGGGUUAAAAGCUGUGUGUCUCCACCACAUUUUAUACAUCAUUUUUGUUUUGUUUUUGGUUUUUGAUUGCAGUUUUUCCAAAAGAUUUUUACUUUGCGUGCUUUGCUUGUUUCACUGCAUAAAUAAAGAAGAAAAGGGAGAAUUUCUGACUUUGUCAAAAAUAAAAUAAAAAAAAAAGCUAGGAUUUUUUUUUUAAAUGUGCAAAAAGCAAUAGUUUUAGUAAAACUGUUGACAGUUUCUUGAAUCUUAACUGUUGGACAAACGAAGCCUGCAGGUGGCAUAUUUUAUACCAAAGAUGAAGAAACUAUGAAGUGAAGAGCUCUUCCUUGCGUUGCAUUUUUCUUUUUUUUCACCUUUGAAACUAAAAUGUUUUCCUACUUGUCAUGCUGUUGAAAUGUUAGAUAAAUCUAUUGAUGAAUGAAAACGUGCAGUAGGUCUUUAACACAACUGUCUCACCUAGAAGAGACCAUUUGUUUUUCAUGCAAUCAAAUGUUACGAUGCUUUGAUGUGUAACAUCUAAGAAGAGAUCCACUCACGUGUGGAGUGUUGGUAAGUGCUUCUUAAACUUACUUCUAUCCAUAUUUGCCUCAGCCUGACUUUUCAGAUGUAAUGCUUCCCAAAAAUAUCUCAAAUUAGAUUACUAUAAUUUUAUGUUUAUACUCAAAAGAAAUAGUUUCAUGCCACCGACCUGCCAAAUGUCAGCCCAUGAAAAUACUGAGUGCAAAAGAUCUCUGAAGGAGUAAAGGGUGUUUUUGUUUAACGAAAUCAUUUUUGCCUAUUUAUAUUCCCAAAAAGACGAAAAAAAUUUUAUUUUAUUUUAUUUUAGAUUUAAUAAUGUUGGAGCUGCUAAAUAGUUUUCAGUAUUGGGGACUGGGGCUGUCUUGUAUUAGGUGUCUAUGAAAGAGUUGCGCCUCAAGAAUGACAGUAAUGAACCAUUUGAAGCUAGAGUGAAGACUUGGGUUGCAACUUCAGAUGGGAACAAAAGCAAAAAAAAACUAAAGAAAAAAAAAAAAGUGAGCAAUAUGUGGACUUUGGCUCACACUGGCUCUAAGGCCAC
Molecule: messenger RNA, 4397 nt
Organism: Melanotaenia boesemani (Boeseman's rainbowfish)
Lineage: Eukaryota; Metazoa; Chordata; Actinopteri; Atheriniformes; Melanotaeniidae
Product: RNA-binding motif, single-stranded-interacting protein 3-like
Exons: 14
Coding region: 1183-2457 (424 amino acids)
Cellular component (GO): ribonucleoprotein complex; nucleus; cytosol
Molecular function (GO): mRNA 3'-UTR binding; poly(U) RNA binding; poly(A) binding
Source: RefSeq, a predicted model, not a curated record